Molecule: messenger RNA, 876 nt
Organism: Trichomonas vaginalis G3
Lineage: Eukaryota; Parabasalia; Trichomonadida; Trichomonadidae
Product: arginase protein
Exons: 1
Coding region: 1-876 (291 amino acids)
Cellular component (GO): cytosol; nucleus; cytoplasm
Molecular function (GO): arginase activity; manganese ion binding
Source: RefSeq, a predicted model, not a curated record
AUGUGUGAAAACCUUCGACUUGUUUUUCCACAAUGGCAAGGAGGUGAGCCAAAGUUGAUAGAUGAAUGCGUGAAAGACUUCGAUCCCAAAACCAAAGCUCAAGGAUAUUCAAUUGGAUCUUAUUUAUUAAACUUCCUUGCAUCGAAAUCAGAGACACCAACAGAAAUCGUUCCUGUAUCUGAUGAGUUCAAUGAAGAUAUAUUAAAAACAGAAAAAGAGAUUUAUGCAUACCAAAUUUUAAAGAAACAAUUGGAAGCGGCAUUUAAUAUACUCAACAUCAGGAAGCCAAAGAGAAUUGUCACAUUUGGAGGUGAAUGCUCAGUAAGUAUUGCUCCAUUUACAUAUCUUGCAUCAUUAUAUAAAGAUGAUAUCUCUCUAAUUUGGAUCGAUGCUCAUAUGGACUUCUUCAUUCAAGGCGAUGGAAACAUUGGAUUCCACGGAAUGCCAAUGUCAUUAACACUUGGUAUUGGCGAAGAAGAAAUCAAAAAGAUGCUUCCAGGAUCCAUUGACCCAAGCAAUGUUUUGCUUGUUGGUUUAAGAUACUUCUUGAAAUCUCUCGAGGAAAGAAGAAAGUCAAUGGGCAUUCCUUACAUUUCUCCAGAGAAAGCAAAUGAAUCAACAACUGAAAUCAUGGAUUUCCUUCACAAGAAAGGAAAUUCUAAAGUUGUUAUUCAUUUUGAUUUAGAUUCACUUGAUCCUAGUGAUUUGAGUGUUUGCAUGGCUCCCGAACCAAAUGGUCUAAAAGUUAACACAGUUGUUAAAAUUUUCCAAGAGAUCAGUAAGGAAUAUGAUAUUGUCGGACUUACUCUCUCAGAGAUCUUCCCACGAGAAGUCAUCAAACUUCGAAAUCUUGUUCAUAGCAUUCCAGUAUUUUAA